Molecule: messenger RNA, 1632 nt
Organism: Nematocida parisii ERTm1
Lineage: Eukaryota; Fungi; Microsporidia
Exons: 1
Source: RefSeq, a predicted model, not a curated record
AUGGAUUCUUAUAUAGAUAAAAACCCGUUUGUUAUACGAAAUUAUACUAGCUUCAUAGAAGAAGUCGAAAAUAUAGUGCUGAGCAACAACUUUUCAGACCAUAUAAUAAGAAAAAAAACAUUAAAAACAAUUUCUGAUUGGGAAAAAGAUAAGGAAACAAAUUUUUGGAUUCUUAUUCGGUCUAUACACGAAAAUUUCUUAAUGAAAAAAGAAAUCUUUUUAUAUAUACUAGAAAACUAUAGAAAACAAAUUAAUAAUAUGCGUAACCCUUCAUUCUAUAAAGGAAUUCUAGAAGAUAUAAUCAAAUACAUUAAUUUUCAUAUGAAGUAUAUAUAUAAUAAUCCGGAAAAAUGUUCUAGUAAUUGUAUUAUGCCAAUACAAGAAACUCUUGGAUCCAUUUUAGCAAAUAAAGAAGUAAGCCUGUACUGUUGCUGUAGUGGAAUAGAUAGUCAAAUAGUUACAGAGAAAAGAGACAAUGAUAUACAACUUAAGAAAAAGUUGAAUGCUAUUCUUUUAAUACCAGAGGUGUAUGAAGACUUCUAUAAAAUACCACUGAAUGUAAUUAAUAAGUUUUUCACAGAAAUUAAUUAUGAAUUUUACAACUGCAUAACGAAAUAUCAUACAUUUACUUUAAAGAAAAAGAAUAUGAAAAUAUUAAUAUACUUAAGGUACAUUAUAAUAUACCUUAUAAGCACGGUCCAGAAGAAUGAAGUAGAAAUAGAAGAAUCAUAUAAAAAAGUUAAAGAGAUCAUAGUUACCGAGAAUUGUAACAAAAAUAUACAAGAGUGUAAUACAAAGGCGGUGUAUUAUUUGGUAUAUAACGUGGUUCAGGCAUUUUAUAACUAUUUUCCAGUGGUAUAUAAGCUAAGGAAAGUUGACAAACAGGAAAUUAAAAAUAGAAUUGCGCGUGUGCACAUAAAUAUUUGUUCAAACAGGCUAUUUUAUAAAACAUUAGGAGCUGCUGCAGUUGCAUCUCAAAAGUAUUUAGAGUUUACUGUAAAUUUUAAAAAGGUAUAUAAAAUGAAAGAAAAGGCUUUUAUUCUAGAGAUUCACAUACUAAAAAAUAAAAAUGCGCAUAUUUCUAAAGCAGACACACCUAUAAGCAUUAAAGACCACUAUCAUGUGCAAUUUGUAGACAAUGAAUCGCAUACAAUCCAAAUAAUUCAUCUUCCAUACUACCUAGAUAAACAAGAAAAUGGCGAAGUUAUAAAGCACCAGCUUUUUAGAAUUAAAGAAAUAGUAAGUUAUCUUAAACUAAUGUUUAAAAUAGGCCAAUCCAACGAUUGCGUGAAGGUUGGUGAUGUAUAUCCUUUCAAAUAUUGCAUAAAAGAUAAAACAUGGACCAUGAUGACUAAUGAAUCAGAUCUAAGCAAAACAGUAAAAAUGAUAGAAGAAGAAAAUUGUAAUGUAGUUUUCUAUUACAUAAAAGAAGACAUAUACAAAACUGAGCUCUGCUUUAUACAGUUUUUAUAUCCCUCUAAUCUAAAGGAAACGAUAACUGAUGUUAAUGCUAAUAUGCCUAGAGUACCGCUUUUUAUUUCCCAAAUGAUGUAUUCUCUGGUUUUGCCAAGGUCGUGUAAUAGUAACUAUAUUAAGUGCAAAUUAUAUAAGAAGGGAGAGUAUAUUGAUCUA